Messenger RNA from Xyrichtys novacula (pearly razorfish), 14565 nucleotides. The record is from the annotation of a GenBank genome assembly. Lineage: Eukaryota; Metazoa; Chordata; Actinopteri; Labriformes; Labridae.
ACUCGGGGUUCUAUGUUUAAACUGCAUGGUUGACCGAAUCAGGUAUCCGUAAGAAGUCGGUUAAAUGUUUUCAUCCAGGCCUCAUACUGUUGGUCAGCCGCAUUAUCACACCGCAACAGGCAGGCGUUGUCGGGCUGGUCCGGUGACGCUGCUGAGCGCUGGUACGUUCUAGACGCUCUAUUUUUUAUACCAUUUGGGAGUGACGUAGCGCGUGCAGCUUAGCCUAGCUCGCGGGCCAAGCCGAGGUAGCCGUCCCCCCUGUUUCCCCCCGGAGAGGGCUGAACAGUUCACCGCUGAAGCAUAUCGGUACACUGCGGACAUAUUGUGCCGAGGCGGGGAAGAGGAAGGCCGAAGGCGGAGGCUGUCUGUGCCGCUGUCACGAAGAGAGGGAGGGGACGCAUACCAGAGACACCGCUGUCUGAACCGAUUCAUUGUUGAACCGAAGUGGUGGACCCGGGCUGCACUGCACAUAAAUUACCCGAAAGACACCGACGGUGAGUAGUACAAAGCGUUGGCUGACCGUUAAAAGUUCUGGGUACAGCAGGCUGUAGACGGGCUACUGUUGUUUAUCAUUGCUUUAUAACUUUACCAAAUGAGGGAACAGAGUGUCAGCAUACAAACAAAACAACAUGUUAGUUAAAUCCCCUACCUCUUAAUGUUUAAACCCUCUUGAAAAGGGACAACACCUGUGCACGCGAUUGCGUAGGCCCACUGUCAUGUCAGGAGCAGUUGUUAGAAGCCAUGACUCUAGAAAUAACAUUGUAAUUAUACUGUGAGCGCAUGGCAGCUCCCGAGGGGCCUUGGAAAGUUAACUUCAGUUAUUUUACUCCUGUUUGGAAGUCCCCCCUCAGUCCUCGAUCUGUUGGAGUCCACUAAUGGGAGUGGCAUGAUGAUAAAGCAUGCUGAGUUCAGACAGAAAGGUAUGCUGUGCGAUGUUGUCAUUUCUUUGAAAUUGCCAAACAUUUAAUUUAUUUUCUAUCAGUCAGCAACAUACACAUAACGUUGAAACAUCUUAGUAACAUUGUAACGCGACAUCCUACACAUCACAGAAACAAUUUCGGUCUGUCUGCCACACCAUUAUGUAGAGUUAUUGAUUCAACCGAACUUAUUUAUUCAAUUCUUUGGAUUGGAAAGAUCGGUAUGUCAGUUCAUGACAUCAGUUUGAUCGACAUACAUAGGGUUCAUUAAAAAAAGAUCAAUCAAACGAGAAUAAAAAAAUGGGUUAAAACUGAUCAUCAAAGUAAACCAUUAUUAACUGUAACCAUGAAUUUACAUGCUCUUAAGUUUAAGGAACAUUGUUAUGAUAAGAAAUAUUUACAUGACAACCACCACAACUGGGUCAGAAUUGGACAACUACAUUUUUGGUUUGUUUUUGAAUAAUAUUACCUAAUGGACUCUGAUUCUAAAUCAUUAUGGCAGUCAAAAAUUCAUUAACCACAGAGACUUAUUCCUAAAACUCAUUUACAAGUGAUGGAAAUCCUUCCUCAGAGCCAACUACAUACUUGCUGAAUAUUUAACUACUACAGUAAAGUUAUGCUUAUACUUAUUUUCUGACAUCAUAGUUGACUAAGGAUUUCCAGUCAGUCUGGUCUUGAACAGGUUAUUGUUGAGGGAGUUUUGACAAAAAUAGCCAGACUUUUUUUUUCUUAGUAUUUUGGAGAUUUUUCUCGGCAAAAUCCAAGUGCACCUGCCAAACACUUGUUUUCAGAGACUCUAAAAAUAUGGCAAACUUGCUCUUUGCUCAAGAUCAAGCUGUUCACUAGAUGAUUACACUAUUUAAGCAUUGUCACAGUCAUGCUGCCCUUACAGUCAGACUUGUGGUGGGUGAAGAGAUGCCAUCAAGUUUUUUUUUUACUGCAGCACUCACUCAACCUGGAGAAAAGAUCAGAAAGUCCAAAUUAAUAAAAACAGGUAUUUGUGAUUGAGAAGAUUCUAGAAACACUGAAGGACUAAUAACUCAUUCUUGCAAAUAAGAUUUCCUUCUUUGGUCAUUUUAAAGUCCCUGCUGUACUCUAGCAUCUGACUGCAUUUAAUAAAUAAUGAUAUUUGAUUUUUUCCUCAACCUUAUUUGGAGAUCAGGAAAUACCAUUGAUACCAAAAAGAUUCCUGAGCUCUCCUCAUCAGACUUUGAUCUGAUUUAUGUGUGAUAUCAUUGUCCAAUCAAUUCUGAGUAUACUGUGAACUCAUAAGGAAACAAUGUCUUUCAGGGACGGUGUGAAAAGUGCCUGGAGGCAACAUGGUGGAUUAUUAUAAAGUCCUGGGGGUGCCAAAAACUGCCUCUCAGGAUGACAUAAAGAAGGCGUGAGUAUUUUGUCAACACAAAUAACCUAACUGUAAAUCUAUAUUUAAACAUGAUUUAUUUAAAAACACAAUUUCUCUUUUUACGAAAUAACUUCAGGCACAGAUUGAAGCUGAAGAAGCACCACUGAGAAAAACUCUCAAAAGAUCUGUUAGUGGUUUAUUUUUAGGGGGUUUACCCUUUAAAUAUCCUAUGACCUUUGCAUUAGUACAGGCCUUUGUCCUUUUGUGUGUAUUUGUCUAUGUUUGUGAACUAGAGUCUGUUUGCUUCUAGGUACAGGAAACUUGCACUAAAAUGGCAUCCAGACAAAAAUCCAGACAACAAGGAGGAAGCAGAGAAAAAGUUCAAAGAAGUUGCUGAGGCCUAUGAAGUCUUAUCUGACAGUAAGUCUGGGAAAUGUGUCUUUAUAUUUAUAUUUGUGUGUGCUUGUCAGACUGUGAGAUGGCUGUUGGUAGUAAAGUAGCCAUAGACUGUGUAAGUAUGGAAAACGGUUAUCUUCUGUGUGUUUAAUUUUUAAAGUUUGGCCACAGCUCCAUUCAUUUUGCUGGAGGAUGCAGGAUUUAUGACCUUUACUGCAGCCUGUCACCAGGGGGUGCUGUUCUCACAGAGGCUUCACUCAGCAGAAGACGUCCAUACAGUCCUUGACAGUAGUGAAAUGUGUGGCUUUUUUUACCUGUUUGUAUUUUAUGCUAACACUAUGCUGUGCUCUUCUGUUGCAGAGAGUAAAAGGGAUGAAUAUGACAGAUUUGGAAAUGACAGAAUGAGACAGACAGGUAAAUCUGCAAUGAUAUUUGUAUGAUUCAAACACACCUAAAGUGCGAUGGCUAUAUGUUAGGGUACAAUGUUAUGUUUGUUUUGUUAUGUUUACCUUCAUCUAACCUUUGUGCCUUUUCUUUCCUAUCUUGCUCUCCACCAUUGUCAUACUGAUAAUUUAAUGCUCCAGGUUCCUCCACUUCAGACUUUUCAUCAGAUUUCCCAGGAUUUAAUUUCACAUUCCGCAGCCCAGACGAGGUGUUCAGGGAGUUUUUCGCUGGCCAGGACCCCUUCACUGGCUUCUUUGGUAAGUGACACAGUGUUUAUGCCCUGUUUAAUAGUAACAGCGCAUAUUAGUAAUUUGAUAUACUGUAUAACCAGUUAAAGUUUAGAGUGUCUUGCUUUGCUUGUUGACAUAAAAAGAAAAAUAUAACUUUGCAUAUUAUCCAGCAGUACAAUAAUAUUCUUUUUGUUUUUCAGAUGACUUUUCAUCUUUUGGGAGCUCGUCUACUCGCAUGGGCCCCAGCCGGUUCUUCUCCUUUCCUUCAGCAGGAGGUUAGCAGUUAUACAGAUUCAUAGAUAAAGUGCAUGGUAAAUUCAGUGUCAUGUUUGGGGGUGAUAUUAGUAACCCAUCAUGAACUAUUAUAUUGUGACUACCGUGUUAUAAAUCAAAGGACACUUUCAUUAGACAUUUUUAUGACAAACUGAUGAUUCAUGACAAAUAAUCUCUCUCUUCUCUUCUGUUCUCUCUUCCUGAUCAUCAUCCCUUCUACAGUUGAUUUUACCUCCUUCUCCUCUUCCAUGGGUGGUUUUGAUGGCAUGGACUGCAUGGGUGGAGGGACGGGCAACUUCAAAUCAGUAUCUACCUCCACUCGCAUUGUAAAUGGCAAACGCACCACAACAAAGAAGUAUGUAAUGCCGCCUUUGGAAAAGUUGCUUGUACAGGGAUGUAUAGUUGUUGUUUUUUUUUUCAAAUGUGAUGGGAAUUUUUGUCUGCCUGGUCCAGACCUCUAAUCUGUAAACUCAAUUGAGCUCAUUGUUGAUAAGAAAGUUCAUAAUCCAACUUUCUCUUCCAACUUGGACUUAUGGGCAUAGAGCAAUGCAAUAACUGUCGACAGGUAAAACAGUAGCGCACCAAAUCAUGUCAAAAUGUCAUUAUUGUAUUGUUGUAUUUUCAUACGGUCUUGCAGCAUAGUACUGUAGUUUUGAGUUUUGGAAUAUUAUCUCAUGCCUGUUGUUAUUGUUCAUGAUGCCGGAGACUUUAGCUAAAGGACAAAUCAUCCAGAGAGGAAUAUAAUUUCCUCUGGUAUAAUUUAGUAAUUUAUCUCAGUGCAACUGCAUAUUAUUUUGUAUACUUUUGGGAGUUUUUUGUCUUUACUUAACAGGGUGGUUUGAUAAAGAAAAGGUUGAAAUGCAGAAAAAUACUGUCAAGACCAGGAAUUGAGAGUACAGCUAGUGCAAUGAGGCUAAACCAGCUCCCUAAUGCAGCUAAAUGUCUAUACUUAAUUUCGUUUGUAGGGUUUUAUGAUAAACUUCACUACUUUCUUGCUGUCUUGCUUUUAGGAUAAAAGAGAACGGACAGGAAAGAGUAGAAAUUGAAGAGGACGGGGUUUUGAAGAGUAUCUUAAUUAAUGGUAAGACCUCAUGUUCUGGUGAUUCAAAUGUAUGAGAAUUUUCUCUGUUUUCUCUCUUAAAACUCCAUUUUCCAGCUGUUAAAGGGAUGUUUUGGCGUAAAAUUAAGUGAGGGCCAAACACACCGUAACAUUGCGUUAGACACCCUGUCCGGAGAUGAAUGUUGCUGACUGCUUGCUUCUCUAGUUGUACCUACUCUUGUAACGACCACAUGAUAGCAAUACAGAAAGCCACGCGCUCAACCAAAACACCACUCUAUAGCCACAAAUAAUGCUCAGAACAGCACCUAACUUCAUCAACAGUACAUAUAGGGUCCCAGCCAUAGUACUAACCACCAAAUAUCUUUUUAGAGUUGCCUGAUUUCUUUAGCAAAGAGACUAAACACAACUCACCUUUCAGCAGCCACUCAUUUGUAGCGAGACCUCGGGCCAGUCCAUUAAGGACUACAGCGCGGUGAUGCAGCUCACGGAAGAACAUUUAAGAUCAUUUCUUUAUCAGUUGUUGUUGCAGAGUUGUGUUUAGUCUCUUUGCUAAAGAAAUCAGGCAAAGCUAAAAAGAUGUUUGGUGGCUAGUACUAUGGCUGGGACCCUAUAUGUACUGUUGAUGAAGUUAGGUGCUGCUCUGAGCACUAUUUGUGUCUAUAGAGUGGUGUUUUGGUUGAGGUUUGUGUGUGGCUCCUUAGACUGCUGUGUAUUGCGAUCGUGUGGUGGUUACUAAAGUUGGUAUAACUACAGAAGCAAGCGGUCAGAAAACAUUCAUCUCCCGAGAGGGUGUCUAUCUCGGUAUUGGUGUGUUUGACCCUAAAUUAAAUUUACGCCGGAAUAUCCCUUUAAGGCUCAGGGUUUGACAAAGACAGGGGCUAAAUUGGCUCCAUUAGAAAAGUUUACAAACUUUACAAUGAAGAUUCAAGUUAAUUGAAGAUAUUGGCUCUGAAGCUAUAACUGCAGGAAAUUACAGAUUGUCUUUUCCUCUUCAGCUGCUCACAUUUGUAUGUGUGAGUACUUGUUACUUCAGACUUCCUAUAGAUAGUAAUGUUCUUAUGUGUCCUAUCCCCAGGUGUGGAGGAUGAAAUGGCCCUGGCACUCGAGUUAAGCCGACGAGAGGGUCAGCCUGGUCACUCGCCCCAGCAGCCAAAAAUCCAAAACAGAUCAUCGGCCGACACACACACUACGUCUACACACCGCUCAUUUAGCUCUGCCCCUUUCUACAACUACGGGGCUGAGACCAUCAGCGAUGAUGACGAAGAUGACGAAGAGCUGCAGAUGGCUCUGGCAUGCAGCCUGUCAGAAAUGGAAGCCGAGCAGAGAGCAGCUGUUACCGACAUCAUAUCAGGUGCUGUGCGUGCGGGCAAAGCUAUGGCCGCCAAAGGUGGUGGCCAACAGAAACAAACGUUUGUUAAGACGACAACUGUUAAUGCAGAUGGUAGUAAACACACAGUUUCAGGGGAGGUCGAUGAGAAGGGGCAGUUUAAAAUGGGUUCAGGACCUGAAAGUGGGUGGGAAAGUGGGGGAAAGGAAAGCAAGGAGUCAGACUCUUCUUCAGAGUGUACCACUACAGCCAGCAGUACACCACAGAGCCACAAUAGCCAGCAGUACACUACAGAACCAAAGCAUGCACAGGAGUCUGAGCAGGCCACAAAAACCAGUGAUGAGGGUGCGAAAAAGAAAAAUAAGUGUGGGUGUAUUGUGAGCUAAUUUGGUGAGUGUGCCUUAUUCUUAUACUUACCUCAGUGUUGUGCCUACAGCCAGACUCUAACAUAAUGUGAUUUAUAGAAGGCAGUGCCUCAGCUGUCUCAAAGCUUUCAUGCAGUUUGAACACCUUGAAACAGAUGAGUCACUUUUGACGGGUUUUAGUGUUUUGCUGUGAUUCUUCAAUCCAGAUGUGUCCAUGUAACUUUCCUAUCAAUUGUUUUUUUUUUUCCACUUGCCAAAUCAUUAUAUAAAUGAGGUUAAAGGUCAAGGUUAACUUAACGUUAAGUCUAAAGGUGCAGCUUAAGGCCUUAGUCAAUGGUGAGUUCACAAAACACAGGAGUGAAGAAGAAUGCCGCUGAGCUUUAUUCACAGAGAUUUAAAGAGUGAGAUUUAGAGACAUGGUACUAUAAGAGUGUAUUGUGUGUGUGUGUGUGUGUGUGUGUGUGUGUGAGUGUACUGUGUGUGGCAUAUUUUACUGUUUACAUUAGUGCAAAGGUCAGUUGUGACCCUGCCAGAGAAUUUUCCUGAUCAGACUCUCUGGCAAAGGUGAUACAGAGAAAAUGCGUCACCCUCAGCCCGCUGUUGAAUAAUAGAUUCAAAUGUUAAAGAAGAAGGCCACAGAGCUGUCUUUGUGUAUUAAAAACAGCCCGAUUAAUCGUGAUCUGUUUACUGAUUAAAUGGCUCCUUUCAGGACUGUGUUGAACAAAAAGCAGCUGAAGCGUAAACACAGUUGUCAUGUAAAUACAAGCAGGCCUUCUCUACUUUGUUGGAACGGUUAAAAAUUCGUAACAUAGUUUUAACAGAUGCACUUAUGUAUGAUUAAUGCAAAUAAACCUUCAAUCCUUAACGCACUUUUACAAAAAUAAUACUCAUGUCUGGUCAGACUGUAAAUGGUAGGUCAGAGUUUGGGUUCACGCUAUGCAGAUAGAAGGCCAUGUGCCAUAAAGUAUGUGGCCCACAUUAUAAUUGAUUGUUAAAAUUAGCUCAAUAUAAUCAUGAUUGUUUUUUUUUUUUUAAAGUAUAUUUUGAUGAGUAUCUACGUUCAUAAUAUUUCAAUUGUGCAAAGAUGUCAAAUAUAUUUCAGUCAGAUCAAAUCUCUCUCCCUGAAAGAGGGAACAGGGUUUCUCUGGUUUGGGAUUUUCCAUUUUUAUCUGCACUAGCAUUCAAGAGAGCACGGUACAGAUCUUCAGCAGUGAUCAGAAAUGUCAUUUGAAUGGAAGAUACAGUAGCUUUAUUUUGCAUCUAUCUACUCUCCCAUUUUGAAACCAUAACAAAUGUUGUCAUAUGCAUAGUUUUGCGUACUCACCUCAUACAGGCUGUUUUGUCAAAUGAGCAAAUUAGCUGGCAUUCAUCUUGGGGCCAAGCUGGCACAAUGGCACAAGCUCGUAAUGUUUUAGCCAUCAUUCUCUCUACACACCUCACAUUCAGUGUGAGGUGCUACUAACUGCUUUGAAUGUGAUUACUGUUUGUGUGAAAUAUGGUGCAAAAUAACAGACCCUGCUGUUUGUUCAAAAACAUGAAAAAAAACCCCACUGUCACUACUGUUUACUAACGAGCUGUACACUAAUGUAACUUAUAACUGGCAGUGUUUGUUCCUGCAGCCUUUUUUUACACUGCUCCUAGAGUACAAUCAAUGUGUUUGGUUGUCGUUUUGUACAUUUCAAGAGUGCCUCGUUGAUUUUUCAUUGCAAUAGCUUUGCUUUCAGGGACAAAUUUAAUCUCUGGCAAAAAACAAAAACAAAAACAAGCACAGUUUUGAAAAAAUACCACCAGUAAGAAGAAAUUAGAGAGUAUGGACAUAGUUCACUCCUCACAAGAGGCAGAUGGUUCCUCUCAUAAAUAACUAGCCUGUAUUAUUUGUAUUUCAUUGAACUGCUAUGUUUUUUUUUCCAGAUUGUUCAAAAGCAAAUAAAGACUGAGAUUAAUAGCAGUGAUACAUGGAUGUUGUAUUUUUUAAGAGUAUAGCAGCCUUACCUGUGCACUUUACAAUCCAGUGGUUGCUGGUCUCAACUUAAAAAAUGUAUUGCAAAGAUAUGAAUUCUUAUUUAUAUUAUUUUCAAAUUAUGAGAAAACAUGUUAGUUUUGAAACCUAAAAUGUAACAAUGCACAUAACUGACCGUCAUUUGUAGCACUGAUCUCUCGUUAUCUUGUCUCACAUUUCUCGCUUCCUGUUUCAGACUCAGACUUCGAGGCCUUCACAAGCUAACCCGAUUGGCUCAUGCUGCUCUGUGCCCAAGCCUGAGGUAAAGCCAGAGUGUGAACCUGAAACACCCUGAUUGUUUUCCAGUUAUUCCUUCUCCUGCCCCAUUUGCCAGAAAUACUCAAACUUCCAUCUUCCUAAGUAGUUACACUGAUAACAGGUAAUGCCUUUAAUAUUGUUAAUAUAACUUGUAAUUCUACAUCUAUUUUUACAGGUUAAAGGUCAAUUCCCACGAUGCACUUGUCUCUUUCUGCACAUCGAGGCUCCUACUGACUGACUGACACUUUAAAAAAGAUUGUUUAAUAGGAUAUGUGUAUAUUUUGUGUAUUUGUGUAAGUGUGUCAUGGCUCAUUGGGGUGAAAGACUGGAAAAUGGAGGACCUGGUUCUCAUCAUCUCUGCAUUAACUUAAACUGUUGUAGCUGAAAAUAUAUUUUGCUUGCACAUUGAAACAGUUGAACGAGGCAAAAUGCCCCUCAAGUUACAAAGCAGAGAAAAUAAAGCUUUUUCUGCUGCGUAUUCUGUGUUUGCUGUUAGUUUAUCUUGAAGUAGAUUAGUCUGGCUUGGUACCAGAUUACUGAGGGUAAAACACCUGGAAGGAAUUUCUUGUGAUAGGAAGUAAAACAAUUUAAUAGAAUUAUUAUUGGAUGUUCUGACCACAUGCUGCAGGUUGCGCUGUCAAAAAAAAAAAUUAGACUACAAAUGGAUUUCAACCCCCCCAAAAAAGCAUUUCUUUCAAACAAUAGAGCUGAAAACAAACACUCAAGUCUUUUGUGCUGCAUCACAUCACAAAUUUAUUCAAGUCAAAAAUACAUUUUUAUAGAUAUUUUCUAUCUGUCUGCUACAUGGAAUAAUCACAAUCAUCAAGUUGAAUAUUUACAUAAAUCACAAGGUCGUACACAAAAAGACAAUAAAGGAACCAAGAGAGACGGAGAGGGAUGGUGUGUAACUGUGUGGUCAGUGAACAGUGUCCACAAAGGGCCAGUAUCUGAGGCAAACAAUCGUGUUGUCAAGGCAUGGACGAACAAAACCUGACAGAAAUCAACACAGAACUCUGGCGGACUUGAACCAGCACACUCAAGAGGGAGAAAACAAAGCAAUACCCGGACCUCAGCCGUCACAGAAACUUCAACAUUAUUCAACUUCAGCACAACAGAGAAAUGCCAAACUGCCAAUCAUCCUUCAUGGUGAUUGAUCAUCAUCGUAUCAUGUCUAGCCAAAGAGUCUUAAUCUUAAUUUGUUAUUAUAGGCACUGCAUUUGCAAAUUUAAACUCUUUGAAUCAGGUGAGAUGUUGUAUGAAGAAGGGUCAAAAAUAUAAGUUUUGGUUUGGUUUUAAAACCCAGAGAAUGAAGUUGGUCAAAUACUGCAUGCUGAUAUCAAGGGCAGUAGCAGCUCCAGAUGUGUUGGAGCAAAUUCUUAUUUACAGUGACAUGACCAGACGGACAUAGCUGGUUUGACUGAACGUGUCUUCAUGAGUAUUUGUCUCUGUGCGUAUCCUCACUGUGGCAGGGCUUUCAAGAUGGCGUUCACCUCCUCUGCUACUGCUGUCAGCGCAAACUCAAACUGAUCCUAGUGUGAAAGAUAGAGAGAAAAGGGAAAGGAGAAGAUGUAGGGGGAGUUGGUUAGUGUGUUGGAUUUAGGUGCUUAAACAUUGCACACACACACACACACACACACACACACACACACACACACACACACACACACACACACACACACACACAGUUUAACCGUACUUUUGUGCGAACCAAGCCUGGCCUCUGGUCCCUGAUGUGUUCCAGUGACGCAGCAAUGUCAAUCUCUUUCACUCCUAAUAACAACAGGAACAGCAAAAGCAACAGUUAGGAGCUACUGUUCUGGCUUUGCAGACAAAUAUAUAUGGCAUUUCAGUUUAGCAAUACAUUAUGUAAUUCCAGCAAUCUAGCCUUAAUAAGUCACUCAGUUUGGAAUAAUUUGAAACUUAAGCAUGCAUUAUGCAGCUAUACUGAAACUACAGUGCCAUCUGCUGUCCACAAUAGUAGCACACCAUAAACCACUAGGCCAAGAACCACUUGACAGCUUAACGGAGUGUAGCACUGAAGGGCUUUUCAAAACUUAAAAUAUAUGUGCUACUGUUGAGUGAAAAUGUUGAGUCUAAUGUUAAAUACUUUGUCGCAUCUGUGUACUGAUAUGAGAGACUCACCCUUGGCCAUGCGGUUUAGCACCAUGUCUAUGAGGAUGUAGGUGCCAGUCCUCCCGGUGCCGUCACUGUGACAGAGACAAAAAGGAUGUUUGAAAUCAUUCUUUUAAUUUACAUGCCCAUUCAUCACAUUAUGGUAUUUUAAAGGAGACCAGUCAUGAUGGCAUGCAAAGCUUUUUUAUUUUUUAUUCAAAUUUAUGAAAUCCUUUCAACAGUGACAACAUAAUCAUCAUAAUAAACAUCAACACUAAACCUCUGUCCCAAAGUCCCAAACCACAUGAUAUUUGGCUGUUGGCAUAACCACAUAUUCUCUGGGUCUUUUUGACAAGUUGGCUCAGCUGACAUCAGGUUCUGUCUUGUUACGUCCUCCAACGUUAUCCAAUUAGGAUAACGUUGGAGGACAGCAGAGCCUUUUCCCUGGAGGCUCUUUCAGUAACACACCCACCAUGAAGCUUUUAUAAAUGUUCCCUCACCACUUGACCUUUUCCUCCUCUCUGCACUUGGUUGAAUCCAGUAUGUCUUAGAAAGUUACUUGCAAGUAUUUUUUUAAAAUACCAAGAAUUGCCACAACAUAGCUGUUUGUGUGCACCACUUUACUGAUAAUUCCUUGAAAAAGAAAAGGCUGUUGCAAGGCUGGAGAUGUGUCUCAACUGUUAACUGGAACAUGGGGCUGAUCCAUCUACAAAGAUCUUUCAUGUAGGUUCAGGACCACAAGCUUUAAGUAUCAGCAGUUAAUGAAAUGAUGUGUAAUAGGGGGCUAGCAGGGGUGCUUUCCACUUCCACACACAUUUACUCAUCUAAUAUCAGUUUUGAUGUUAUUGUGGUUUCUUUACCUGCAGUGGACGAUGAUUGGGCAGGAUCGACCUCUAUAGCAUUUAUUGACCUUCCUGAAAAACAGAAACAAGGGACAGCAGAGACAGAGAGGAGAGCAAAGAACAGAGGAAAAGCUCUGUUAUAAAUGAAAAAAUCGAUCCUCUCAGUCUUAGUGCUGUUCACAAAUUCAGUGAAUGUUACAGGCAGUGUUGACACAAUUAGUGCAUACAAAUAUGAAUGUCUCAAAUGCAGCACUGAGGAAGAGAACUGUGAAAAAUGUAGGGAGAGUAGAGUAUGAAGUGAAAUAGAGAGGAGAACAUUAGGUAUGGAGAUGAUUUAAGAAAUGGAGAGGUUAGUGAGGGAAAGUGAGAUGGUUAAACAGGAAAGAAAAGGUAAAGAAGAAAGCCACAUAUUCACUGUCCCUCUUGCAGUAGCCAGUCACACCUGCCAAUGCUCAUUUUUGUGACUAUGCAACUGGAGCCAGAGUACUAGCUGCAAACCACAAAAAUGACACUGGGAGAUGUUAAAAUACAAACCUGUCCACCUGCACACUGGGAGAGAGGGAGAGAGAGAGAGCUCAGAUAACGGAUGGAGUCAGCACAGAGGGGGUUUAAUGGAUGAAGACCGACAGGGGGAUAGGUGGACUAAUGAGUCACAGUGGCAUUACACACACCAUCCUUACCACCUGGGAUCUUCUCAUUAAAGUGACUAACUCUAACAGGAAGUAAUGUGUGUAACUGAGAAGUUUAUUACCUGCGGAAGUCAAGCAGUGGUCUUGUGGAGGUGGGAAUGCCGUCAGCUGGCCAGCUCAGCAGGUGAAACUGCGUCAGAGUUCUGGUCUCCUGCGUCUGGACGUUCUUAAGGUAGAAGCUACGCACCAGGAAGUCCUUACACCAGAUAUGCUCAGAGACCAGGUUCACCUGAUGGACGCAGAAACAGGGUGGGGUGGCAGAAGAACCGGAAGAGAGUGGGAAAAAGGGGGGACGAUGAAACUUUGAGGUUUUUAUUUCCAAAUUCCAAAUUUAAAGGGAUCGUAAAAUUAAUUUAGGGUCAAACACACCAUAACAUUGAGUUAGACACCCACUUGAGAGAUGAAUGUUGUCGACCACUUGCUUCUCUAGUUAUACCUACUCUAGUAACGACCGCAGGAUAGCAAUACACAGCGGUCUGAGGAGCCACACACAAACCUUUAACCAAAACACCACUCUAUAGCCACAAAUAAUGCUCAGAACAGCACCCAACUCCAUCAACAGUACAUAUAGGGUCCCAGCCAUAGUACUAACCACCAAACAUCUUUUUAGCUUUGCCUGAUUUCUUUAGCAAAGAGACUAAACACAACUCACCCACUCUCCUCCAGCAGCUGCUUGUUUGUAGCAAGACCUCAGGCCAGUCCAUUACAGACUACAGCGGGGUGACGCAGCUCAAGGAAGAACAUUUAUGAUCAUUUCUUCAUGGAAAUGCAAUCAGACCAAGGGCUCUAUUUUGGUGCCUUGCCGGCGACGUGCCGCAAGCGCAGCGUCAGUCAGAUCCGCCGCGCUGACAAGGCGUUCCCAAGCACAUUUUGGUAUUUUGGUGAGCCGCGCAGCCCGGCGUAAGUAUCCCCCCUCCCUAACUCAGCUCCUCCCAGCACCAUAAGUCGUAGACGGGGAGGAGAAAAGCGUGAAGUGGGUUUAACACAGCCGAGACCUGUUUUCACCAAUCACAUAGGCUCCUCUCCUUGCCUUUAAAUCCGCCACAGGCGAGGCGUAUUACUAUUUUCAUGAAGUAGUCAAAGAGAUCAAGAGACGUCUUAAGACAGUAAUGCCACAAGAUGGCGACAGAGGGCAGCUCCUCAACAAGUGUCCUCCACACUCUCUCAUAUGAGCACAGAUGGAUUUAGUGUGCGUAAUGUUGGACCCAGUGGUAAGACAAACACCCUUUUCCACAAAUAAAGACACUCACAUAAAGUUGCUCAUAUUCAAACCUCACCUGACAAAGGUGGGUUGAGCGCACAGAUCACAACAUAAACUCCAAAAAUGGCAUUAAAAUCUGAACCAUCUGUGCGUAAAUGACGCAUCGCGCUCCGUGGCCUGGCUCUUUCUUUCAUAGAUGUUGGCAUAUAAAAUAAAUUUGGCUCACAAAACUGAAUAUUAUAAUAUCCGUAUGUAGGCUUAAAGUAGAUAACGCAUCUGAGCACUGAAACAAAUCAUCUGUUCAGCUGCAGCAGCAGCAAGACGGACAGAGGACACGGAGACGUGUCCAGGUCGAGCUGUGCGAGAAAUAAGAGGAAGAGGAAGAAAGAAAAGGAGGGAGACGAAUUACAUAUCUUGUUAACUUCAUCAUGUGUGUAUAUUUACUAGAUAUUUAAUUUAAUUUGCUGUGUUGAUUCGGUCAGGUUGUGUGUCCAAACGCGUGCCAAACGCGCUCAUCAGAUCACAUAUAGAUCAGAAUAUAUCGAUAUAGAUCUAAAUGUAUGUGCUGACUCAGAUUAAUAGUUGAUGAUGAUUAUUUAUUGCACUGAAAUGUGCCUGACACUGUGGAAACCUGCCGGUGAGGCAUCAGUGACGUAUGUCGAUACGCCGCCGGUCUACCAAAAUACUUCUAGACCAGCUGCGUUCCGCCUUGCGCUGAAAGCUGACCAGGUUUGAAUCGGCGAGCUUUCAGCGCACUUUACACGCCGUUGGCGAGCACGAAAAUGUCACUGCGCCAGCUGAUUCUGUCGACACCUCCCCCUGCCACACCACCACGCCCAGCUUGGCGCAUCUUGGCUCGCCUCCGUGCGGCUCAUGCCACGAAAAUACCAAAUUGGCCUUACGCUGGGCUCCGCCAGACGAAAAUACAACUGCGCGGGGCUCGCCGCCCUCCGCCGCCUCACCGGCGCGGACGAAAAUAGAGCCCCAAGACGCUAAGGCAGGAGAACUACCACGUCUGCAGUGCAAAAUGAUUAAUAUGGUGAUUAUUACUUCAUGGAAAUGAUAAAGUAAUGAUCAUAAAUGUUUGUGUUUGGCUCCUCAGACCCC